This is a messenger RNA of Penicillium robsamsonii, 1494 nucleotides long. RefSeq lists its product as uncharacterized. The record is from RefSeq and is a predicted model, not a curated record. The transcript is spliced from 2 exons. The coding region runs from base 1 to 1494 and encodes 497 amino acids. NCBI's taxonomy places the organism in Eukaryota, Fungi, Ascomycota, Eurotiomycetes, Eurotiales, Aspergillaceae.
AUGUCGGAAUACGCUCUCCUCGCGCCGUCCUCACGCGUCAUCUUGAAGGAUGCCCUCACGUGGAAACCAUGGAUUGCCAGUAUCAAAGGUAUCGCGGAGCAAUUCGGUAUAUGGGAACUAUGUGAUCCAAAGAAUAAAACACAACCAGAGGUUCCAAAAGAACCAGAAGAGCCAUCGAUCGAGGAUGCUAAGAAGAAGCACCCAGAUGAUUGGUACGAAACUAUCAAGCUUGAGCAAGCUAUAUGCGUUGACCCGAGACUUCAAGCCUUUAUCCCUUCCUAUACCACACCGUGGGAAUUGCUUCGAAAUCUGCGCCAGAAAUUUGUACCUGAAUGUGAUCCUAUCUAUGCUGCUCAGCUUCGAAAGCGAUGGAGAAAUCUAGACCAAGGUUUAGAUGGUUUAGAUCGAAACACUGAUAUAGACAAAUGGCUGUUGAAUUGGGAAACCCUUCAAGCACGCUGUGCAGACAUAGGGUAUAUCGAUGCCAAAGAAGCAAGCAUCCAAUUCCUACAUGCUAUCUCAGCUAUGUCACCUGAGUUUUAUGAAAUAUGGACCCUGAGACUAGAAGACAAGAAGGACGUUGACUUUUCGGAGCUCCUUACCAGGUAUAAAGUACAUUGGUCAAUUAGCCAUGGCAAAUCCGGCGGGGGCGCACCCCAAAGAAGCGUUUCAAAAGCCACUUUCUCAACCAGGCAAGGUCAUGAAGAAGCAAAGCCAAAACCAGCAAAGGAGCAUGUUCCCAUUGAGCAAAGAAGUUGUCCAUGUGGAUCUAAAUCUAGGCAUGCACCAUGGAAAUGCUGGGCUGCCUAUGAAUCUGAUAAACCAGCAGGCUUUAAAACAUUCCCACAUCUAAAGAAGAGAUGGGAAAAAGCCAUGAAAGCAGACCCUGCCUGGAGAACCUUUGUGGAAAAGAAGAGAUCGGAAAUGGGGAAGGAGAAGGAGACACCGCAGGCAGAUUCGGCAUUUGAAAGUGUUCCCGUUCGAACCCAACGAAUGAAGCUUGAGUAUGAACCUGAGUCUGAACCAAAGCCGGUCGAAAACAGAUGGGUUGUUGCUACAGGUGCACAGGUGCACGUGUGCAACAACAGAAGCUUAUUCGUCACCUUCGAAAAUGCACGAACCAAUGUGAAGGUUGGGGAUACGAGAACGGAUGUGAUCGGAAUCGGCACUGUAGUCAUCUAUGGUGUCAGCCCUGAUACUGGAAAGAUAAGGAAGUUGAUUCUCUACGAGACCAGAUACUCUCCCAAUUUCCAUACCAAUCUGAUAUCCCAUGGAUUGCUGACGCGGGGAAGAGUCUUUAUGAACUUCAGGAAGAAUUGGAUCGAGACUACCGAUGGUAGACCGAUCUACAAGAUCUAUCAAGACCUAAAUUUAUCCUGGUUCACCGAGCCAGGAGAGGGGUUUCAAGGACCCGAAGAACUAGUCUUUGCGACUAAGAAAUCAGCACGAGAACCAGAGUCAGAGCUCCAAUUGAGAUCUGGCAUAGACGCCUAG